Diutina rugosa is the source of this 2349-nucleotide messenger RNA. RefSeq names its product Mdl2p (gene MDL2). Bases 1 to 2349 code for a protein of 782 amino acids. Gene Ontology annotation, biological process: transmembrane transport. Gene Ontology annotation, cellular component: membrane. The record is from RefSeq and is a predicted model, not a curated record. Lineage: Eukaryota; Fungi; Ascomycota; Pichiomycetes; Serinales; Debaryomycetaceae. The transcript has a single exon. Gene Ontology annotation, molecular function: ATP hydrolysis activity; ATP binding; ABC-type oligopeptide transporter activity.
AUGUUGCUACGAACCACACGGCCGCUACUUGUGGGGCGGCUGCUGGUGCUACUACCACUGCGUCCGCCGAGUUUGGCACUACUAAAAGUGGGGAACCGAGCGUUUAGUGGUCUGAUUGUUAACCAUCGGCUUACGCCGCUAUCGGCACUGAUCGCCACCAAAAUCGGGACUAUUCCAAUCAGAUUGGCCCUGACCACUCCGUCCCGUCCUGAUGAAGACCCCUUACAGCUCUUGAGCUCGGUCCAGCUGCAUUUGGACUACUCCCGCAACAAACAACUUGAGCUUGUCCAAGAAGAGAAACAAAAGCUGAUUGCCACCGCCAAACGCACCCUCAGACAAAACUUGUCGACGGUGAAACGGAUCAUCAAACUCGGUAAACCCGAUAUUAAGUUGUUCGUGUACGCGUUGUUGUUUAUCCUCUUUGCCGUGCUUUACCCCACCACGGCGGUGAAACUUGUUGGGGCGCUGAUUGAUGCCUAUAAUCUGGGGUUACGUGAUGCUGACGGUGAUCUCGUUAUCUGGGGAUACAAGUACCAGAACUUAUUCAUGGCGAUGGUGCCGUUUAUGCUUGUGCUGGCUGCGUGCUUCUGGGCGCGUAUCUGGCUUUUGAAGUUGCUUGGGGAACGGCUUGUGGCUCGUUUGAGACUUCGAGUGAUGAAACACUUGCUUCGUCACGACGCUGCGUUCUACGAUAAGGAGAAACACAAAGUGGGCGACCUUAUAUCGCGGUUGCUGCUGGACGCGUACGUGGUGCUGAAGCUGAUCACGCUGAACUUACCCGAUGGGCUCAAAAACUUGUUGUUUGGUAUUAUUUCAGCGUACAUGAUGUGGCUGAUUAACCCGAUCUUGUUUGGGGUGAUGAUGCUUAUUUCACCACCGAUUACGAUUGGUUCUGUUCGUUACGGGGAAAAGAUCAGAGAGCUUUCCACGCGGCUCCAAAACGUUACUGCGGGGUUAACUAAAGUACUGGAAGAAACCCUUAACGCUAUUCGCUUAGUGAAAGCGUUUGCUGCUGAAAAUAAGGAACUUCAAAAGUAUCUGAACCAACUUCGUCGCGUGGUCAAUGUCGCCAAGAAGGAAGCGUUCGCUCAACUGAACUACCUGGUGCUGAUCUACGGGCUCUACCAUACCGGAUACUUAUCGUGUAUUGCCCUUGGUGUCUACCUUAUCCUCAAUGGCAAAAUGACCACCGGUGAUGUGGUGGCAUUUACGAUGUACCUGGAGCUUUUCAACCUGGCGUUAUACUCGUUGACCACCACCUACAUGGAGCUUAUGAAAGGGCUGGGUGCCGGUCUCAAAUUGUUUGAUUUGAUUGACCACGGCGACCAAGUACCCCCCGUCAAGGGGAAAAUGGUUCCUGCUAAAUUGAACAACGAUAUCGAGUUCCGUGACGUCACCUUCGCCUACCCCACUCGUCCUCGUGAUAUCAUCUUCAAGGACUGCUCGUUCAAAGUGGCUCCGGGACUGUCUACGUGUUUUGUGGCACCGCUGGGGGCGGGUAAAUCGACGAUUGCCAGUCUUUUGAUUCGCGCCUAUAACCUUCAAGGUGGGGCGAUCUAUAUUGGUGGCACUAACAUCAACGAUUUCCAAGUACGUGAGCUUAGACGCGAAGUGUUUGGCAUCGUCCAGCAGGAACCGGUGUUGUUGCUGGGGUCGAUCCUUGAGAAUAUCGUCUACGGUCUUACUCCGUCGCAGAUCUCUAAGCUUACGAUGGCCGAUAUCGUCGAAGUGUGUCAACAGGCGAACUGCCACGACUUCAUCAUGGGGUUCCCCGAUGGCUACGACACCAUCAUUGGCGCUCGCGGGGCGCUGCUUUCUGGCGGUCAGAAGCAGCGGAUCGCCAUCGCCCGCGCUUUGAUCAAGCGGCCGAAGAUCUUAAUUCUCGACGAAGCGACGCUGGCGUUGGACUCGAAGCUGGAGGCCCUCAUCAACGAUACCCUCAAGCGGUUGACGAUGGAAGGGAGCAUGACCAUCAUCCUGAUUGCCCACCGGUUGCUGACGAUCUCGAAGCUGGAGAACGUCAUCGUCCUCGGUAAGGGCGGCAAAGUGGUCGAAGAAGGUAAGUUUGUCGACUUAUUUGCCGACCCGUCGUCGGAGCUCUCGAAGUUGUUGGACGAGCUGAGCACCAAGAAGGAGUACACCAAGAUGAGCGACGAAGAGAUUGCUGAGCAACACAAGAUGAACCAGGAAGCGGAACGCAUCGAGGAAGAACAGUUCUUGAACGCCCAGGAAGUCGACUUCGAACGGGUGCGCUCGCUCAUCGACGACUUGCCCGCUGAACUCCGCAAGCGGUUGAUGGAGGAGAUGACGGUGGAGAUGGAACUGGACAACCACAACCUGCGCUUAUAA